CGGAAGCUCACCAAAACAAGAUAGAGAAGAAAAAGCUUCCAAGUUCCAUCUAGUGUGAAAGCUUCCAACAUGGCGAUGAAAGCCCUCGCACCGGUCCUGCUGGUCCUUGCCUUUGCUGUAGUGACCGCCCACGGCUGCAGCAAAACCGAUCUGUGCGCCAACAACGAAUGCUGCAGCCAGUGGGGGUUCUGCGGCACCGGUGGCUCCUACUGUGGGACUGGGUGCCAGAGCGGCCCGUGCUACCGUACCAUUCUUCGCGCCGUGCUUGGCGACCCUACAUGCGGCAGAGAGGCCGGUGGCCGCCAGUGCCCUGGCGGCGACUGCUGCAGCCAGUACGGGUACUGCGGCACUGGCGGCGCCUACUGUGGGUUUAGGUGCCAGAGCGGCCCCUGCUACGGAGCCAAGUUCCCCGCUCAGGUGGCAGGCGCGGUCACUGAGGCCCUCAUCGAUCAGGUGGUGCCGGCGGUAUAGACGCCAUCUACUGCUCCGUGCCCGCCUCCAAUAAAAUAAUGCCUCUAAUAAAAUAAGAAAUCUACUUUGCACGCAAUUUCAUCGUCUAUGGCGACAGGAGGGUGAGGAGCACGGGGGCCAGUAGUGUAUAUAUAUAUGCAUGCAUGCAUGCCUGUGCAUGGAUGUGUGGAAGCUCCUUUGCAUGUACCUAUAUAUAUAUAUAUAUGCGCUAUAUGUGCAUCUAUAAAUAAAGAUGGACCGCAUAAAGUCCUUUGUGUGUCGUCAAACCUCCCAGAGCACUAAGCUAGUCACGGUAGCUCGCUCUGUGUGUGCCUCUCCGAGACAUACAUGUAUGAUCCUUAUGUCGUUUCUUCAGAUUCAGCUCAAGGUAAUUUCAUCACUAUGUUAAGUAAAUGGCAAUUAGCCGGCCAGGCUCGGCAAAUUGCCACGCUUCUACUUA
Molecule: messenger RNA, 910 nt
Organism: Lolium perenne
Lineage: Eukaryota; Viridiplantae; Streptophyta; Magnoliopsida; Poales; Poaceae
Source: RefSeq, a predicted model, not a curated record